Messenger RNA from Ostertagia ostertagi, 579 nucleotides. The record is from the annotation of a GenBank genome assembly. Lineage: Eukaryota; Metazoa; Nematoda; Chromadorea; Rhabditida; Trichostrongylidae.
AUGGCACGUGUCCUCGUCGGAAUCACCUCCGGUGCUAGCGGUAUCGCAAUUCUGGCCGCUCUCGUCACCGUUGGCUACCUUUACAACGAUAUUAACAACUUUUUCGACGACACCAUGAAAGACAUGGAGGAAUUCAAGAUUAUUGCCAAUGAUGCUUGGACAAAAAUGAUCUCCACAAACUACGUCGGAGGUCGAUCUCCACGUCAGGAGUGCCCUGGACCACCUGGUCCUGAUGGUCCCGAAGGUCCAGCUGGUCCAGAUGGCAACGAAGGUGCCCCUGGAGAAGCUGGUGAAGAUGAGCAGUCGCUGGUUAUACGAAUGGACCAGAAGGAGAUGCUGGAGAAGUGGGUAAUCCUGGACCUCCUGGAGAACCAGGACCGGAAGGCCCUGGCUGGUAACCCAGGUGCUGAUGGAGAGCCAGGUGCUCCCGGAAUAGAUGGUGAGGCUGGAGCUGAAGGACUGCAGGAAAUCCGCGGAUGGGAUGGCGGUAACGGGCGUGGACCUUGGAGCACCGAGAACUGCCUGGAUGUCCAGGAGAAGACGCGCAAUACUGUCCUUGCCCAGAUCGGACAAUUAUGA